Messenger RNA from Lacerta agilis (Sand lizard), 704 nucleotides. It is a transcript of the gene FAM32A, whose product is annotated as family with sequence similarity 32 member A. The transcript is spliced from 4 exons. Gene Ontology annotation, cellular component: nucleolus. The record is from RefSeq and is a predicted model, not a curated record. Bases 50 to 394 code for a protein of 114 amino acids. NCBI's taxonomy places the organism in Eukaryota, Metazoa, Chordata, Lepidosauria, Squamata, Lacertidae.
GAAGUGGCGGCCGGAGCGGCUGGAAGGAAGGAGGCCGAGUCGGAGGAAGAUGUCGGAGUACGAGGCCGUCCAGCGGGGAGCUCUGCGCCUGAAGGGCGGCGUCGGGGUGUCCCCCGCAGGGAAGCGGAAGAAAAAGAAAGAUAAGGAGAAAAGCAAGAUCGUGGACCAGAUCGUGAGCAGCAAGAUGCAGGAGGAGGAGGAGGAGGAAAAGCGCGCCCUGGACAAGAGGACCCCAGCGCAGCUGGCCUACGAGAAGAUGCAGGAGAAGCGGCAAAUAGAGAGGAUCCUGAAGAAAGCAUCGAAAACCCACAAGCAGAGAGUGGAGGAUUUUAAUCGGCACCUGGACACCUUGACAGAACAUUACGACAUCCCGAAAGUCAGCUGGACCAAAUAAGACAUUUUUUGUUUUGCUUCCCGCACUCCCCAUCCUUGUCUCGUUUUGCUAAAGGGGCACAACUCGGCAGACGGGACCGUUUCUGGAUCGGAGACAUUGUUCAGCACGACUUCCUGUAACAGGUUCAAUUAAACUUGCGUUUUACAAGCAGAUCAAACAUCUGGAUCUUACAGCUUCAAGUAAACGGCCGCUCUUCUUUACCUGCCGAAAAUCUCCAUUGGAUGUUUUCCAUUAUAUUAUCACAUAUUUAAACAAUGUAUCUGACUCUAGCUUAAAUAAAGGCAAGGAAGGCCAUAUACAAAACGUUUGU